GUUUGUCAUUAAAUUAAAAGGUUGUUUAAAACAUUAAUGGAAGAUUGUCAGUAUAUUUAAUUUAAUUAUGUUUUAGUUAUACUCAACAGUUGUUGUUUUAGAGUGAGUUCUGUUAGGAAAGGGGGUUGGGAGGAAAAGUUAUAUACGUAGAGCGGUGUCGGGGUGUAAGGUGUAAAUGCAUUGAAUUCAAUUCACCUGAUGUUCAACGCAUGCCAUCGCUCUCUGUCUUUCGAUGUUUCUUUCCUUUGUUUGCUAAUUCUUAGUAUUUAUAAUACUGAUUAUUAGAGAACAGUGAGAGAAAGAGAGAGGGGGAGGCAGAGUAGAAGUGAAGGAUUCUUUGCUUGUUGGCGGUGGAAACCACGGCGGCGAUGGCGGAAUGGGAAGAGAUUCGGCCUGACUUACUGAAAAACACGCCUUCUAACAUUGCGAGAUUGGAGGAUGUGAUCGAACACUCUAAAGCGAGGCAGAAGUAUCUGGCGCAGACGUCUAGCCCCUCUGAUGGCGGUGAUGUUAGGUGGUACUUUUGUAAGAUCCCUCUCGCUCCCAACGAGUUGGCAGCGUCUGUCCCACGAACAGAGAUUGUAGGCAAGAGUGACUAUUUUCGUUUUGGCAUGAGAGAUUCUCUAGCCAUUGAAGCAUCUUUCUUGCAGAGAGAGGAAGAACUGCUUUCUAGUUGGUGGAGGGAGUAUGCGGAAUGCAGUGAAGGCCCAAGAGAACGGCAAAGUUCCAGUACAAAGUCAGAUACUGGAUCUUUUUUGGGACGUACUGAACCAUCUCAACUCUAUGAAAUAGAAGAAGAGAGGGUUGGUGUCCCUGUAAAGGGAGGACUGUACGAGGUAGACUUGGUUUCCAGACAUUGUUUCCCUGUUUAUUGGUACGGAGAAAACAGACGUGUCCUAAGAGGCCAUUGGUUUGCACGUAAAGGGGGGCUGGAUUGGCUACCACUUCGUGAAGAUGUUGCUGAACAGCUAGAGAUUGCUUAUCGAAGUCAGGUUUGGCACCGAAGGACAUUCCAACCAUCAGGACUUUUCGCUGCUCGAGUUGAUUUGCAAGGCUCCAUUCUGGUAUGCAGAUUCUUUAAAAAAAAUGAUACUAUUUAUUUGGGUUAAAUAUAUAUAUGUAAUCCUUGUAAAUAGAGCAAUGUUUGUC
This is a messenger RNA of Vigna umbellata (rice bean), 1149 nucleotides long. Lineage: Eukaryota; Viridiplantae; Streptophyta; Magnoliopsida; Fabales; Fabaceae. The record is from RefSeq and is a predicted model, not a curated record.